This is a messenger RNA of Trypanosoma theileri, 378 nucleotides long. RefSeq lists its product as uncharacterized. The transcript has a single exon. The record is from RefSeq and is a predicted model, not a curated record. Bases 1 to 378 code for a protein of 125 amino acids. Lineage: Eukaryota; Euglenozoa; Kinetoplastea; Trypanosomatida; Trypanosomatidae.
AUGUUUGGUCGUCGUGUGUUUGCGAGUGCUGGCGUGCCGCGUCAUGCGUGGGCUGCGCUGCACAUUCAAAGCAGCCGCCAGGCCUCCCGCAUCCUCCCGUCACUCGCACCACUCGCGCCACUCGAGUGCCGCCGACAGUUGUCCGGCGCCGUCGCGGCCGUAAGUGCAUGGCAGACGACACCAGCAGUGAGUGAUGCGCUGCUCAGCGAAGACGGGCUUCUGAUGCUUGGCAUCAACUCCAUUCUGCCGCUUUCACCCACAAUGUUUAUACAACCUCACGGUUUUAUAUCGCCAUGUACAUUUGAGAAGGUGUUUAGGGUAGCGUGUCCGACGUUUGAUUGGGCAGCAGGGGAAGCAGGUGGAGCAGCACAGGGUUGA